UGGCACAUGCUCAUCCGCUAUAAUCAUGGCUGCCAACACUGGUAACAGCAGUCAGUCUCCAGUUGACAACCAGCCUCCAGCUGCUUCUAUUAAAGCGCUUGUCAUUGAAGUAGUGCAGGGAAGUGCAGAGGUUUCCGUGAUCAGUGACAAACAUGAUGGAGGACAGUUUACAGUCCGUAAAGACGAUACUUUGUGUGUUGACACUUCUUCAGCUCAGUAUAAGAUCACCACUGCCACUGGCUCACAAACUGUGUUUACACUGAAGAACAGUUAUUAAACUCUCUAUCCAAUUCAUUUGAUACCUUAGCCUGCAUGCUAUAUGCUUGUCAACGCUUAUAUGAUUGUGGCUCACAUUAUGCUCUAGGAGCCACGCCCACCUUCCUAGAUCUAAGCUCAAAAGGUCACAGGUCAGCUAAAUAAAAGGGGAGUUCAGAAUGUCAGAAGCUGCUGCUGCUGUGGAUAAAACGCUGUUUGCCUUUCUGAAUGGCCUGGCAAAGAGGCUGUACUUCAAGGAAUUGGAGUUCAGUGAUGAAUUUCUCAGGAAUGAUGUCCUAGGUGGAAUCAGUGAAGAAGAGUACCAGGUUAAACUGAAGAGGUUCUCUGGCUUACUGAAUGGGCUGGUGUCUUCCGACAUGGAUUUCACUCAAUUGGACGCCUACCUCUCCUCACAGAUGAGAAAGAAACAAGGAGCCCUCAGUGAAACUGAGGCUGCUACUAUCACAAGGUUUUGGAAGAGUCAAAAGUCAAAGAUCCACCAGAGACUGGUAGAGGACAAUAUGUGGGGUAGGAGACUGAAAGGAUCGUCAUGGAGGAUUGAUGUCAAGACCAAAGCCAGACACAUUGAGCAGCUUAAUGAGCCCACUGCCAUUAUGGAGUUACAACUGGGCAGCGAGGAGAGUGAGAAAGCUGAUGAAGUAUUAAGGUUUGAGGUGGACAGUAGCAAGCUUUCUGAGCUGUUAGCUCAAGUGUCGGACAUUGAGAAAGCAUUAGAGACUCAUUCACAUGUCAGCUAGUUUACCAUUGUUUGAGUGUCAUAGAGGUGUAUUAUAAUUAUAUGUAUUUUAGUUGUGUUAUCUGUGUUCGUCAAUGCGUGUGACCGGAUUUGCAAUUUUUGUGAAGUA
Halichondria panicea is the source of this 1121-nucleotide messenger RNA. Its product is annotated as COMM domain-containing protein 1-like. Gene Ontology annotation, cellular component: endosome. The record is from RefSeq and is a predicted model, not a curated record. Gene Ontology annotation, biological process: copper ion homeostasis; regulation of proteasomal ubiquitin-dependent protein catabolic process; negative regulation of protein localization to cell surface. Lineage: Eukaryota; Metazoa; Porifera; Demospongiae; Suberitida; Halichondriidae. Bases 435 to 1013 code for a protein of 192 amino acids. The transcript has 5 exons.